This is a messenger RNA of Prorocentrum cordatum, 2077 nucleotides long. Lineage: Eukaryota; Dinophyceae; Prorocentrales; Prorocentraceae. The record is from the annotation of a GenBank genome assembly.
GAGCUCCACAGUGAGCUCAAGGCCGCCGACCUUAGGGUCGCCGUCGACAAGUCCCGAGUGCUCGGGAACUCGCCUGCGGUUAGAGCCUCGAUCGCUUCGAAGCUCCGUAGCCUUCAACCCCUGCCCGUGAGAGCUGAGAGAAACCUCGGUGUCGAUUUCUCCUCGGGGCUCGCUGGAGGGGGCAAGGCCACGUCCGCCUCCCGUGUCAAGGCUAUGUGCAAGCGGCGGCAGCGUAUGUCCAUCCCCAGGGGCUCCAAACCUCGUCGCCGCGUGCUUGGGCGCAUGGCUCGAAGUGCUCUGGAGUCGUCCGUGUUGCAUGGGUCUUCCGUGGUCGGCAUUAACGGGCAGGAGUUGGAGGUGCUUAGAGGUGCUGCUGGCAGGCUUCAGGACCAUCGCAUGGCUGGUAAAUCCCGCACCCUGGCCCUGUUACUGGCUCCUGUGCCCCGUUUGGACACCAUUUUCAGGGCCACGUGGUUGCCCGUGAAGGCUUUCCUCUUCGCCUUGUGGCACUCCUGGCUCCCUAAGGACGCACUGAACUUCGGCCUCCGUGAGGCCCAUGAGAGGCUUGUGAAUCUGGAGCACCCGUGGUCCUCCAUUCGGGGCCCUUUCAGUGCUUUGUGGGCCACUCCCAAACGUGUGGGGAUCACGGCCACUUCGGCUACCUCCUGGACUUGGCCCGAUGGGGCUGUCAUCAACCCCUCGGACUUCUGCCCCGUCACCAUCCAGGAGCUCGUGUACCGUGCCGUUGAGUGUUGGCAGUUCGCCAAGGUUGCCGACCACUUGGACCUCCCCGAGUUUGGCAACGGCGUCAUCCUUAGCCCCCUGAAGGCCCUGCUCAGCACCAAGAGUAAGCUCACAGCCCAGCAGAGAGGCCGCCACCUGGGCAACCAGUAUGCUGGGGGCUGGGAGGACCUGGCAGCUUCACGGGUGACAUUUACCCUGACGGGUCGGUAUUUGAAGCUGAGCAUCCCAGCCUUGCGAGUGCGGGCUGGGGGUGCGUGGCGCUUCAUCCGGACUGCCUUCAGGUUGUCUCCUUUUGCUCUGGCCCUGUGCUCGACCCGUUGCAGUGCAUCAAUGCUGCUGAGCUCAUUGCUGUCAUCCAUGUGCCGCGCUUUGCAGCGCCGCCUGUGCGUAUGUUUCCGGACUCAGCUUUUGUUGCUGAUGGCUUCCACGAACGUGGGCGUGCGGCCGCCACCGCCUGUGUCGCUGCGCACGCUCAUCUCUGGAGGGAAUUUUGGCGGUUGGUGGAUGACUGGGGGGGACGGGUUUGAGCUCUCGAAAGUCAAAGGCCAUGUGGCCGCUAGUGACAUCCAGCAUGGGCGCGCCACGGAGCGCCACAGGUUUGGCAAUGCGAUGGCCGACCGCGCUGCUAAGAGUGCCGCUGCGCAUGCGAGGGCGCCGCGUCUAGGCCGCGCGCAGCUGCAGGCACGAUCCAAGGUUGUCAAGACUUGGGGAGGCUGGAUCGGCCGACUCAGCGAGUGGCUCGAAGAUUGUGGCCACCCCAAGCGGCACAAUCGGGGCAAGCCGCGCCUUCCAAGGCUUUUUGUUGUGCGUGAGCCUGCCCCAUCCGACGUAGCCUCUCGCGUGCUGGCGGCGCAGAGGAAGCUUGAGGAUGGAGUGCGCAAGCAUGAGUUUAUUCGGAUUGCCCUGUGCGAAGGCCCCACGGUCGUGGGCUGUGCGCGCUGUGGCAACUUCGCAGCUGUUCGUGUCGCAGCUCUCAGCCAGCCUUGCCCGCAUGCGGCCACCGAUCAUGCCAUGAAGGUGCGCAAGCGCCUCAGCAAAGGCGAGUUUCGCCUCGGUGCGAAGGUGUUUCGUGUCGCAGCGCAGGCGCCGCUGGUCGAGGACGCCGCCGCUGGCUCUUACCUCGCCUCCCAGCUGGAGGCUUGUGACGACUGUGCGGCUGCUGAUGCUUCGGGCCGACCUUCGAGAGUAUCCCACCUGUCUGGUGAGGACGCGGGCGCCAACUCGGAGGAAGGAGGUCUUGAGGUGUCGUCGUGGUCGAGCGGCGGAGGUGGAGACAGCAUCCCUGCGCCUGCGGUGGCGGCCAGCGCUUCGGCAGCACACCUGCUGGAGGCAG